This is a messenger RNA of Manihot esculenta (cassava), 864 nucleotides long. RefSeq names its product glutathione S-transferase U7. Gene Ontology annotation, molecular function: glutathione transferase activity. The coding region runs from base 49 to 717 and encodes 222 amino acids. The record is from RefSeq and is a predicted model, not a curated record. Lineage: Eukaryota; Viridiplantae; Streptophyta; Magnoliopsida; Malpighiales; Euphorbiaceae. The transcript is spliced from 2 exons. Gene Ontology annotation, cellular component: cytoplasm. Gene Ontology annotation, biological process: glutathione metabolic process.
CAGGCUUGCUUAUCAAGAAAAGAGGGGAUUAGAGUUGCAAACUCCUAAAUGGCAGAAGAAGUGAAGCUACUUGGGUUAUGGGCUAGUCCUUAUAGUCUCAGAGUAGAACUAGUCCUGAAGCUAAAAGGCAUACAAUAUCAGUACAUAGAAGAAGAUCUCUUCAACAAGAGUCCUUUGCUUCUCAAGUCCAAUCCAGUUCACAAGAAAAUUCCUGUGCUCAUACACAAUGGAAAACCAAUUGCAGAAUCACUUGUCAUUCUUGAAUACAUAGAUGAGACCUGGAAAAACAAUCCCAUCUUGCCCGAAAACCCUUACGAUCGAGCUAUUGCUCGUUUCUGGGCUAAAUUCAUCGAUGAAAAGAUCGUUCAAACAGCUUCAAAGUUCAGGUCAGCCAACGAGGAAGAGAAAGAGCAGAUCCUUGAAGAACUUGGUGAGCAGCUGAAGGUUAUUGAGAAGGAGUUAGAAGGGAAGGAAUUUUUUGGAGGUGAGAGCAUUGGAUACGUAGAUGUUGUGGCCUUUUUGUUAGUGUAUUCGUUCCAAGUGCGUCAAGAAGUUAUGCAGAAAGAUUGGAUCAAUGAAGAGAAGUUUCCAGUUUUAUGCAAGUGGAUGGGAAAGCUCCAUGAAAUAGAUGUUGUCAAUCAGUGCCUGCCUCCGAAAGACAAACAUUACGCUUAUCUCAGAGCUCGAAUUGAGGCUGCAAAAUCUGCCUCCAAAUAAUUAGUCUUUCAAUGCUUCAUAGUUUCUGAAUUUAUUUUCUUUUCUUGUUGGAUUGCUCUCUACUUUCUCUGCACCACAUAUCAUUGUGGUUAUGUCCAAACUUCAUGUAUAUAUAAGAAUGUUUCAAAAGAAUAGCUACCAUAACCA